This is a messenger RNA of Naegleria fowleri, 2619 nucleotides long. RefSeq lists its product as uncharacterized. The record is from RefSeq and is a predicted model, not a curated record. Gene Ontology annotation, molecular function: protein tyrosine phosphatase activity. Gene Ontology annotation, cellular component: cytoplasm; nucleus. Bases 1 to 2619 code for a protein of 872 amino acids. The transcript has a single exon. Gene Ontology annotation, biological process: positive regulation of G2/M transition of mitotic cell cycle; protein dephosphorylation; positive regulation of G2/MI transition of meiotic cell cycle. Lineage: Eukaryota; Heterolobosea; Eutetramitea; Acrasida; Naegleriidae.
AUGAAGAGGCAACGCCACCACGAUGGAAAUCUUUCUGCUCCAUCCAAUGAUAACGAGGAUGAUGUUAUCUUUUCAUCAUCGCAUACUCAUUCAAUAAAACAAAGGAUACCUCUUGUUCGAAAUGAAUCUACUCAUCGAACAAUAACAACAUCAUCAUCAUCAGAAUAUUCAGAUGAAAUAUUCUCCUCGUCGUCUUCAUCUCUCAGUAAAUCUGUUCAUGAUCGUCGACAAGUUUCUGAUGGAUCCAAGCCUUUACUCUGCACCAAAUUCUUUCAGAAGAGAAAUACAUUGAGUCCAACAACAUCGGCUUACUUGUCCGAGAACAAGGAAAAUAUAUUUCCAACCAAGAAUUCUUCAACCCUCUCUGUAAUUGCUUUCCAAACAACACCUAGUUCAUAUUCUCCUUUAGAGAAGAAGGUCAAAGUAUCUCAUCAUUGCAAUCAUCACUCCCGAAGUCAUACAUUAUCAUGCACAGAGACGAUGAGAGGAGGUUCAUUCCCUCCACUCUUGUUGAAUUCUCCACCCAAAAGCAUUCUCCGUUCUGAGAAGGAGAGUAACAAUGGUAAUACUAGUACUACGACUGAUAACGGUGAAUCAUCAUCAUCAUGGAUGUCCAUCACUAUCCAUCGCCACAACAACAAGACUUGUUCGGAACUUGAUGAAAAAUUCCAAAAGGAUGAAAGAGUACAAGGUUCCUCUCUUCCAUCACCCUCCUCAGCAAGCUCCCCUACUUGUUCGAAAAACAGCAAGAACAAGAUCGAUGAUGCAUCAUCCCCAAGACCACCCCUCUCACCAACCUCUUGUGCCUUUCUAGAAACGAAUACCUCUACCUCAACAGCACCUCUCCAGAGUGCUCACAACACAACUCCCACUCGAGUGUUGGAUUUUGGCCAAACUUGUGCCCUCACUCAAACUUGUGCCCUCACUCAUAGUCCAUCUUCAUUACUGUUUGGUGAUGAUGAUGAUGAGAAUGAUGAUGACCAUUCGACACCUUACUUGAACACUCAUUCCUCAUGCUCUGAAAGGAUGUCCUCUCUUUCAGCAGCAGGUAGAAGAAGUUGUUCCUCCUCCUCCUCCUCGACUCCAAAUAAUAAGGCUCUUCCAAAUACUACUUGUAGCACCACUACUACUACGACCAUGACGACUAGCAUUGAGAGACGAUUGAUUCUUACUCCACCUUCUUGUUUGAGUACCAAGAAUGAAGAAGAGGAGAUUGAUGGUCAAGAAACGAGUGUGAGCAGAAAAAUUCCCACCCCACAUGGUCGUUCGCUUUUACUGUCCUCUCCGAACAUGUUUGGAACAAUGUCCACCGCGCGCACAUUUAAGGCAUUUGGCUCCAAUUCCGUUUGUAGAAAUUUAAAGUUUGAUGAAUGCACCAGUGCUGAUGGUAGUCGUAGUGGUGGUGGUGGUUUCAAUGCCUUCGAUUCCAAUAAGAAUUUAAGUGUGUCCUUCUCAAGCACUACUGAGAUGAAUAAUGAAUGUUGGGAAGAUGAUGAUGCCAUUACACCUUCCUUAGUCAUUGACAAGAAGAAACAGACUCCAUCUGUGUUGUCUGAACAAACAUACCAACAUACCUUACUUUCACCUUUGGUUCAUCAAUGUUCAAUUCAUUCACCAAAGAGUUGUCUUUCAACAAAAUCCAAGAAGGAAAUUUCCACUCGAAAGAAGACGAGCUUCGCAAAGCCUAAUCUUGUAUUACCUUCUUCGAGUUCUUUUGAAGAAGAAGAAGAAGAGAAUGAUUUACCACUCAUUUCUCCUCUCUUGAUGAAUUCAAAUGAUGAUGUAUUUGGUAUGGAAGCUUCUGAGAAUGACUCUGCAAGACUUGCCUCCUUUUCAGAAUCUUCGAGACGAUUGAUGGCUGGAUUUGGAGAUGAUGUCAUUCUCAACAACAUUCAUCAACCACCAUUUGCUCACUCGAUCAAUGCUGCCAAUACUACUCCAAGUACCACAACUGGACCAAUCCAUGAUUACAAUGCAUGGUAUAGCACAAGUGGUACCAAUAUAUGCAACAGCACUUGUGAGUUGGAUCCUUCCUCUCCUUCCUUAUCAUCACCAUUGACUGCUCAUCCUCAGGAUGAAUUAUUAUUGGAGAUUAUUCCUCAUCCAAAGAUUGGAAUUUGUCAAUGCAUUGAUUCAAAAACUCUACUGAAGGCUAUGAAUAAUCCAUCUCUCUCUGUAACCAUUAUUGAUUGUCGAUUCUCUUAUGAAUACAAUGGUGGACAUAUUAGAGGUGCCAUUAAUAUUUCAACACCACAAGAGUUAAUUGAAAAAUACUUUGAAUCGAAUCAAGAUGCAACUAUUGAUACGACAAGACAAAUUAUUGUAUUCCAUUGUGAGUAUUCUCAAUGUAGAGCACCAAAAAUGUACAAAUUAAUGCGUGAGUACGACAGAGCUCGUCACUUACAUGAUUAUCCAAAACUAUCAUUCCCUAACAUUUAUGUGUUGGAAGGUGGUUAUAAGGCAUUCUGGGAAUUGGAUGACGAAAAUAAGACUUUCUGUCAACCAAGACAAUAUGUGCCAAUGGAUCGUAAAGAUUUUAAAACAGAAUUCAAAGAAUCAUUCAAACAAGUGAAAAAAGCAUGGAGACUAUUCAAAGACACGAAGAGUAAAUUUCUUUAA